AUGACCCCAUCACAUUCAUCUCACUCCAACAUCAUGUGCCCGGCCCCGGAAACCAUACCCUACCACCAAUAUAGUAUACAAAUGGAACAACCACCCAUUCUUUCAUCAUUCAGGUAUGAGAACAUUGAAACGAUGCGGGACUUGCCGAUAAUGGAUUGUCGAAGAUCGUUGUAUACUGUGUAUUAUAUAUUCUUGUUUUGCCCCUGA
Molecule: messenger RNA, 207 nt
Organism: Aspergillus niger
Lineage: Eukaryota; Fungi; Ascomycota; Eurotiomycetes; Eurotiales; Aspergillaceae
Exons: 1
Coding region: 1-207 (68 amino acids)
Source: RefSeq, a predicted model, not a curated record